Colletotrichum abscissum is the source of this 1008-nucleotide messenger RNA. RefSeq lists its product as uncharacterized. Lineage: Eukaryota; Fungi; Ascomycota; Sordariomycetes; Glomerellales; Glomerellaceae. Bases 1 to 1008 code for a protein of 335 amino acids. The transcript is spliced from 2 exons. The record is from RefSeq and is a predicted model, not a curated record.
AUGUCAACUUCAACACCGGCCACGAGUGGCCAGCAGACGCCGAAAGGACCUCCUUAUGCACCAGUUACAGCUCUUCUGGGCUUGACGCCGACCGUGAAUGUCGACGUGCCAAUCUGCGCCGUUUUGAUCGUUUUCUUCCUCAGCGGAUUCGUCCUUAAUAUCACCAUCUUUCGGCGGAAUAAAGCUCGCGGGCACAAGUUCCUGCCUUCGGUACUUCUCGCCGGUUUCUGCAUGGCCCGCAAUAUGGCGCUGGUCCUACGCAUUGUCUGGUCUACCCGCCACGACAAUGCUAGUUUGACAAUCGCCGCCAAUAUCUUCGCGGCCGCGGGUGUCAUCAUCCUCUUCAUUGUCAACCUCAUUUUCGCGCAGCGUUUGGUCAGGUCGAUACAUCCCACCUUCGGAUGGGGUCGCAUCCCUUCGAUCGCCUUCAAGGCUCUUUAUGCCUACGUCAUCAUUUGUCUUAUCAUGACCAUUACGAUCACCAUCAUUUCUUUUUACACCCGCAACCCAUCGACCUUGAACACCGCGCGCAUCAUCCAGUUGUUUUCCGGAACAUCUCUUGCUACAUUGGCCUUCUUGCCGAUUCCGAUUGUCAUCGCGACCGUACUCAUCCCCAGCAAAUCCGUCCCAGAGCCCUUUGGCAAGGGUUCGCUCAGGACAAAGAUCAUCCUGGUUCUCUUCACCUCCACCCUGCUAGCAAUGGGUGCCGGCUUCCGCAUCGGCGUGAGCUACACUACGCCCCGGCUCGCGUCGAACCCAGCAUGGUACCACCACAAGGCGUGCUAUUACGUCUUCAACUAUGUUAUCGAGUUGAUCGUUGUCUUUACCUACGCACUCAGCCGUUUCGAUAGGAGGUUCCACAUUCCCAACGGAUCCAGUGCACCGGGUCACUACUCUGCAGGUGUUGAAGACGAGAAGCGCUCGAGCAGCACCAGCAACAUCAACGACAUGGAUGCCGAGCGGUCACCAAGUUACAAGGAAAGCUUUCGAAUGGAGAACAGCCCAUAG